Messenger RNA from Colletes gigas, 3697 nucleotides. It is a transcript of the gene mus201, whose product is annotated as DNA excision repair protein ERCC-5. Gene Ontology annotation, biological process: nucleotide-excision repair. Gene Ontology annotation, molecular function: DNA endonuclease activity; single-stranded DNA binding. The transcript is spliced from 9 exons. The record is from RefSeq and is a predicted model, not a curated record. Bases 245 to 3589 code for a protein of 1114 amino acids. Gene Ontology annotation, cellular component: nucleus. Lineage: Eukaryota; Metazoa; Arthropoda; Insecta; Hymenoptera; Colletidae.
UAUGUAUUUUACUCGACCAGAUUAUUACUUUCUUCGACCAGCAACCUCGUACGAAAUGUCCGAGUUGUAUUAUCUUUAAAAAUGUUGCCGUAUUCUACGAAUAAUGGAAAUGUGUAAGGUCUUACUCUUUAAGCGCGUGUAACGUGUGCAAGUGUAUUGUUUCAGUAAUCAGCUGACCGGUACGGUGCGAUGUCGAUAUGUGCAAGUCGUUGUGUUUGCAAGCCCGAGCUUCUUGACAUACACAAUGGGUGUUUAUGGGCUUUGGCGUUUACUUGAUGCAACAGGAAAGGAAGUUCCUUUGCAUACACUGGAAGGAAAGGUCCUGGCUAUAGAUAUAUCCAUUUGGAUACAUCAGAUAUUACAAGGAUAUCAAGACCGCUUUGGCAACCCUAAGCCUAAUGCACAUCUUAUUGGACUAUUCUUUAGAAUAUGCAAGCUUUUGCAUUAUAAGAUCAAACCAGUUUUUGUUUUCGACGGGGGUGUACCGAUGCUUAAAAAGGAUACAAUUGCCUUGCGCAGGAAGCUGAAAUCUAUUGCCAAGAAUAAAGCCCAACAGAUGAGGAUAGAAUUAGUAAAUAACUUGAUAAAGCAUUCUGUAGUAAAAACGGUUCUUAAUAGAGACGAAGAAAAUGUUAAAAAAAAUUCUCCCGAGAAAGCAUUAAAUUUGCAAAAUAAGCAGGACAGGGACGAUAUGUUUAAAUUACCAAACUUGCCGAGCGCGAGCAAAACGGAAUCAAAUUAUAGCGACGAUUAUGAUUCCGAUUCGUCUGUUUGCUCGAGUCCACGGAAGCAAACAAAAUGGGCUGGAAAUAUUCACAAUGUAGAUGUGACUGGUAGUGAAUUUAAAGCCCUACCGGCCGAUGUUCGUUAUGAAAUUCUCACCGACUUGAAAGAAACGAGGAAGCAAAGCUCGUGGGGCCGUUUGCAUGAAAUGCCCGAGGAAACGCAUGAAUUCUCUGGAUUCCAAAUGAAACGUUUAUUGAAACGUAGAUUGGUUCAAACGAAUUUAGAAGCCGCGGAAAAAGAAAUGGGAGGAAAAACACUCACGUUGGACGAAUUAAAUAAAUUAUUGAUUGAACAGGGUAUAAAUACCAGUGAUCGGAAUUGCACGUAUCGCGUUGCCGCCGACAGUUCAACUAGAUUAAUUUAUAUUAGCGAUAAAAAUUCGUAUAUGAAGAGCAAUAAUAGCAACGAUGACAAUGAAAAUGCUCCCGCCAAUAAUGCAGACGAGAUGGAAGAACCUGUACCUGGUACUAGCAAACCUGUACCAAUUUGCGAAGAUAUAAACGAAUAUGAUUUCGAUGAUCAAUCGGACAGUGAUGAUUUCGAAAUAACCAAUACGAAUAAUUCAAAGUUAACGAUAGAAGAAAUGAGUAGCGAUUCUGAAUCGGAAAUAGAAUUGAACGAAUCACGACCUCUGUCGAAAAAGUAUUUCGGAAAAAAUACAUUUAAUCCUGCAUUAUUAUAUAUGCUGGAAUACAGCGGAUUGACGGAAAAACAAAUUCUUACGCUUCUUGAACAAAAUAAAAGGAACGAUCGUAAACGUAUCGAAUGCAUCCGGUUCCCGACGGAAUCGCAACAAUCUGAUUCUCUUAAAAUACAAGACUGCGAAAACAAAGAUGCGAAUGUAUCGCAUACGCGACAAAUAAUUUCGGCAUCCAAAGAUGAUAAAGAAUUUGCAGAUUCUGCAGAAUCGACGGAAUCGUUUUCUACGCCACAGACUGAAUUAUCCGAAUCAAACACAGAAUCGAAUAUGAACGUGUCGUCGUGGACGCCCGACGUGGUUUCAAAUGCUUCGAACAACCAACAAGAUAAAUCGAUAGAAACAACGGUAAUUAGUUCGGCGGAUUCGGAUUCGGAUUCCGAUUCGGAUUCCGAUGAUUUUGUGGAAAUAGAAGACGUACCGAUACCAAACGUGGAUAUCUAUGAUAAUAAAAAGAAUUCGAAUCAAGGUAUCCAAAUAACGUUUAGGUCUGAUCAGAAAAUGGAAGAUGAUAUAUUUGCCGACGUGUUUCGAACUCCAAACAGCGAAUUAAAUUCUGAUCAACGAACAUUAGAAGAUAAAGUUAUCCUAGAGGAACAAGUUGCACAAAUAUCAACAGAUGAAAUUGAAGAUGAACAAUUACCCGACACAAUGAAUAGCAAUGAUAUUGAAAUUGAGUCUAUAGAAAAUGAUGUCGCUAGCGAAGAUAAGAAUAUACAAUUGGAAGAAAAUGAAACGACAGUAGCGAACAGCAUAGAAUGUACAACUAAUGUUGAAACAAAUAGCGCAGAGAUUACAAAUAUACAAGAUGAUGCGAGUGUAGGUAUGUCUGCCAAUGAAUCGAGGAAAAUAAGUCCCCUACCCAUGGACGAGAACGAAUUGUUAUCUAUGAAAACGCGAUUAGAGAACGAGCAAACAGAAUUAACGGCAAACAUUGGUAAAUUAGAUAGACAAGGUACUGAUAUUUCGCAGCAAAUACGUAUCGAAACACAGGAACUGUUACGAUUAUUUGGUAUACCAUAUAUCGUGGCACCUAUGGAAGCGGAAGCGCAAUGCGCAUUCUUAGAACAAAUUCACCUGACCGAUGGUACAAUUACAGACGAUUCGGAUAUUUGGCUCUUUGGAGGGCAAUGCGUUUACAAAAAUUUUUUCAAUAACAAUAAGAAAGUGUUACAGUAUUGUUACAGCGACAUCGAGCAUCAUUUCAAAUUAACGCGAAACGAAAUGAUACGACUAGCACUUUUAGUUGGUAGCGAUUAUACGGCAGGUUUAACCGGAAUCGGACCUGUCACCGCAUUAGAAAUACUAGCAGCAUUCCCAUCGGAAGGAGAUGAUUUAUUGCAAAGUUUAACAAAGUUUUGUUCGUGGAUGGCUCGUGGUAGAGUCGCGGGUCCCGGAAAAGCUAGUCUACGGAAUAAAUUGCAAAAUAUAGAAAUUCAUAAAGGAUUCCCAAGCCAAGCCGUCGUACAAGCAUAUCUUUUUCCUGCGGUGGACGAAUCGAGAGAGGGUUUCACGUGGGGCAAACUCAACACGGUAGUUUUGUCAGAUUACACGAAAAGAAAAUUUGGCUGGACCAAAGAGAAAUUCGAGAAAAUUAUGUCGCCUCUAUUGAAAAGACUGGAGGAGAAAGAGAGUCAGAAAUUGAUAUCCGCGUAUUUUAAAGCGCAGACCGUCCCAAAAUCGAUCCAAGUGAAUUUGAGCAAACGAAUACAAAAAGCUGUGGAAAAAUUGAAGAAUCCGAAUGCAGAGGAAGAGUCCGAAAAUACAGAUAGCAUGGAACGAGAAAUUAAGAAAAUGAAAUACAAACCUGCUACUAAAAGUCGGAGGAAGAAGAAGAAGAAGAAGACGGAAUCGAUAAGCAAAUCAAAUCUAGCGGAUAGUCCCAAGUCUGAUGUUAUAAAUGUCACUGUCACUAGCGAUAAAUACGUCCAAGAAAUUAUACCGCAAAGAGAAAAGGAUAAAGCAGCCGCUUUGAAGAAGAAAUUAAAUGCGAUCGAAGUUUUUCGAAAAUCGAAACAAGGAUUGAACAAAACGAAAAAAGUGAAACGUUGCAUAAGGAAAGUAAAAAAAGAGGCUGGCCUUUCGGAAAGCGACAGUAGUUCGUAAUUGUGUAUCGUAAUGUAGAGCAAGUUACUAGCUAACAAGCACGCGUAUUAUAAAUCCUAGUGAAAUAUAUUAAUGAAUUUAACCAACAUCAACCCUCGUUCAGUCAGA